AUGGCCACGAACCAGACUAGGCGAACCAUCCGCUUGACCGUCAUUGCGGCGGAUGGUCUCUAUAAGCGUGAUGUGUUCCGUCUUCCUGACCCAUUUGCCGUGGUGACAGUGGACGGCGACCAGACUCACACGACGACAGUGAUGAAGAAGACCCUGAAUCCUUAUUGGAACGAAAGCUUUGAAGUUGCCGUCACGAACAAGAGUGUUCUUGCGGUUCAAAUUUUCGACCAGAAAAAGUUCAAGAAAAAGGACCAGGGCUUCCUAGGCACUGUCAACAUCCAGAUGGGCGACGUAUUCGAUGUGAACAUCGGUGGUGAUGAAAUGUUGACUACGGAACUCAAAAAGUCUGGAUCAAACGACGUUGUUGUGCAAGGAAAGCUUAUCAUCAAUAUCUCGUCUAACACUGGAAACCAGAGUGCAGCCAACGGUCGUCUCCAGGCCCCAUCGACAUCCACAUCCCACAAUCGAUCACCCUCCGUCAUCUCAGCUGUCUCAUCCAACGCAGGAUCAUCCUCCAACCAGCGCAACAGUGGUCCAGUCCCCUCCAGCCCAGGUAGCACAAAUGCCAUUGUAGGGACUACCUCCACAGCUCCUGCCACGAGUGCUACCACUACUGCCAAUGGAGGACGACAGCUCUCAGCCUAUGAGGAUCAGCACGGUCCUUUGCCACCAAACUGGGAGCGUCGUGUCGAUCAAUUGGGUCGCACUUAUUAUGUGGAUCACAACAAUCGUACGACAACUUGGACCAGACCCAGUAUGACGGCAUCAACACCAGACAGGACUCAAGAGAUUUCGACUCAAACAGAGUUGGAAAGACAGCGACAUAACAAUCGCGCACUGCCCGGCGAGCGAUCUGGCGGAAAUUCUCCAAUGCCUGGAUCUAGCACCAACCUUUCAGAGUCUAACUCGCCUGCUGUCGCCAUCGCAGCUAGUCCCACGACAACGUCCUCCAAUGCAGCUGGCUUGGCGCCCAUCAGCUUGAACUCGACCACGGCAGGAUCUGGACCACUGCCUGCUGGUUGGGAGCAGAGAUUGACGCCAGAAGGACGGCCAUACUAUGUGGACCACAAUACCCGCUCGACCACCUGGGUUGACCCUCGUCGUCAGCAGUACGUUCGUAUGAGCGAUCCUCGUAGUUCGACCAACCAAGUCGCAGUUCACCAGCAACCCGUGUCUCAACUGGGACCCCUGCCAUCGGGAUGGGAGAUGCGUCUCACCAACACAGCGCGCGUGUACUUUGUGGACCAUAACACCAAGACGACAACAUGGGAUGACCCUCGCCUGCCCAGUAGUUUGGACCAGAGUGUACCACAGUACAAGCGCGAUUUCCGCCGCAAGCUUAUUUACUUCAGAUCACAACCUGCACUGCGUCCAGUCCCUGGCCAGUGCCACAUCAAGGUCCGCCGAUCGCAUAUCUUUGAGGAUUCAUAUCAUGAGAUUAUGCGUCAGUCACCGACGGAUUUGAAGAAGAGGCUCAUGAUCAAGUUUGAAGGCGAAGAUGGUCUUGAUUAUGGUGGUCUCUCAAGAGAAUUCUUCUUCCUGCUAUCCCACGAGAUGUUCAACCCGUUCUAUUGUCUUUUCGAGUACUCUGCGCACGACAACUAUACCCUCCAAAUCAAUCCUCACUCGAGUAUCAACUCUGAGCACUUGAACUACUUCAAGUUUAUUGGUCGCGUCGUUGGUCUUGCAAUCUUCCACCGCCGCCUCUUGGAUGCCUUCUUUAUCGUCUCCUUUUACAAGAUGAUUUUAAAGAAGAAGGUGACGCUUGCGGAUCUGGAAUCUGUGGACGCAGAUGUGUACCGGAACCUGAACUGGCUUUUGGACGACGAGACCGGCGCAGAAACACUGGACACGACCUUCUCAACCAACGACGAGCGUUUCGGAGAAAUUGUGACGAUAGAUCUGAAAGAGAAUGGUCGCGACAUCACAGUGACGGAAGAGAACAAGAAGGAGUACGUCGAGCUGAUGACAGAGUGGAGGAUCACGCGACGCGUGGAGGAGCAGUUCAAGGCCUUUGCGGAGGGUUUCCACCAGCUUAUUCCUCAGGAGCUCGUCACGGUCUUUGAUGAGCGCGAACUGGAGCUGUUGAUGGGAGGCAUCUCGGAGAUUGACUGCGAUGACUGGAAGAAGCACACGGACUACCGUGGAUACACAGAACAGGAUGAAGUUGUCCAAUGGUUCUGGAAGUGCGUACGUUCCUGGGACUCUGAAAAGAAGGCGCGUCUGCUGCAGUUCACCACAGGUACAUCUCGUAUUCCUGUCAACGGAUUCAAGGAUUUGCAGGGAUCAGAUGGACCACGUCGGUUCACGAUCGAAAAGGCUGGAGAAAUCGGACAGCUGCCCAAGUCUCACACAUGCUUUAAUCGUAUCGAUCUCCCACCGUACAAGUCGUAUGAUGUGUUGGUCAAUAAGUUGACGCUGGCUGUCGAGGAGACGGUUGGUUUCGGUCAGGAGUAA
Gamsiella multidivaricata is the source of this 2457-nucleotide messenger RNA. RefSeq lists its product as uncharacterized. Gene Ontology annotation, biological process: ubiquitin-dependent protein catabolic process. NCBI's taxonomy places the organism in Eukaryota, Fungi, Mortierellomycota, Mortierellomycetes, Mortierellales, Mortierellaceae. The coding region runs from base 1 to 2457 and encodes 818 amino acids. The record is from RefSeq and is a predicted model, not a curated record. Gene Ontology annotation, molecular function: ubiquitin protein ligase activity; protein binding. The transcript has 11 exons.